Molecule: messenger RNA, 415 nt
Organism: Cylindrotheca closterium
Lineage: Eukaryota; Bacillariophyta; Bacillariophyceae; Bacillariales; Bacillariaceae
Source: the annotation of a GenBank genome assembly
AUGGUGAAAUCAAUACGAGAUGGAAAGUCAAUCGACUUCAAUGCGAUCACUCCAACAUUGAAUGCUCCAACUCAAACUGAAGCUUUUGCAAGAGAAACAGAGAUGACUCAAAACAAGAUUCUCUAUUCUGAAAAGCUCAACGAGAACAUGCGAAGAUCAGCCUACUUCGAAACGAACAAGAGAACCGUCAAAUCAAACAUCAUGCUGAAGUUUGUGACGAAGGCGAUGGAUAUCAAGCUUCGAGGUGAAGCCGAUUUCACGACUACUCUUGAAGAUCCAAUUGAACUUUUGAAACGUAUUGAACGAUUCAUGAAGAAGAGUGCUGAUGCUGAGUAUGACUUCUUGGAUUUCUGGGAAGCCAAUCAAAAGUUCUUUGCUAUGAAGCAAGGAACAACCGAAAACUUGAUGCAUUUCA